CUCGCCGGUGCACCCAGCAUCCUCACAUCAGCCCAUUCCUCUAGCAUCAGGCUAAGAUGUGUGAACAGAGAGGUAAAAACAAGCAAAACGCAACGUUACGAGCGAUGCAAUGCGAUCAAUGUGUGUUUUCCAUUAUCUGCCUUAUCUCAUCAUAUUGGGGUUUCUACUGGGCCUCGAGGCUCGUGAUGAGCAUCUUUGAAUGGGUUAAACGCGUCGCUGCCACGUGACUGGAACGUGACACGGAAAUUCGGAGGAGCGUUUACGACCGCGUGAAGCCUGAGCUCUGUGCGUCCCACUGUGGGGUCUAAGUAAAUAACGAGUUCUACGCUUAGGUGCGCAUUCCCAGACCUUCCCCAAUCUUUGUUGUUGAUUAUCAUGGCACCCAUUUCAACACAAUGGACGCGGCUCAUUCGAUUUGUCGCUGCAGAGACCGCACAAAUCCACAUCGGACAACCGGUUGACCCCAGACUUGAUGUUGGCCUUGCCGCAUGGAACAAACAGACCAUCAGAGCUUAUGAGCUCUCUGGGUCUGCCUUUGACCCUGCCUCUCACGUUACCAGCACUAUCUUGACAGUCGAGAAGCUUCUCUCUCCUCUCUCUCGCGAAGAGAUGAAGGUCGUUCGGUGCUUGGGUCUCAACUACUCAGACCACGCAGCAGAGACAAAAAUGGCUAAGCCUGCCGCCCCCAUCUUGUUUUACAAGCCCCUGGCGUCGAUGAUCGGUCCCAAUGCACCAAUCUUCAUUCCCAAGGUUGCUCAGCCUGUCGAAGAGCACCUCUCCGACUACGAAGUAGAACUUACCAUCGUCAUCGGAAAGGCGGCCAAGAAUGUCUCCGAGGCAGACGCUCUCGACUACGUCCUCGGGUACACUGGUGCCAAUGAUGUGUCAUUCCGCAAGCACCAACUGACAACUUCCCAGUGGGGAUUCUCCAAAGGGUUCGAUAACACAACUCCCCUCGGUCCUGUUCUUGUGUCGCACAACGCCAUUCCCAACCCCCAGGAAAUCCCGCUAACUUGCACGCUUAACGGCCAAGUCCUCCAGGACGGUAACACCAACGACCAAAUCUUCAAUGUUCGUCAAACGGUCUCUUUCCUCUCGCAGGGAACCACCCUCGAGCCUGGGUCGGUUAUCUUGACUGGAACACCCAAGGGUGUUGGUUUCGCGAGGAAGCCCGCCAUUGUACUCAAGAACGGCGAUGACUGCAGGGUAUGGUUGGGUCACGGCAUUGGCACACUCAUCAACCCUGUCAUUGAGGAGGGCCAUCAUCAGGCGAAGUUGUGAAUUUGUAGUCACAUGUAUACAGUCUUGUUUAUAUGCAUGCUUUAUUCUUGUGAAUUGACGACAUCAGGUAACAGAUAUGAUACAUAGGUUUGUUGUGUACAAAAGUGUGUUAUUUCAGAGCCCGCCAAAAGUGAUGAGCUUCUGAUUCAAGUACUCCGUGAUACCGUGGCCUCCCUCCCGAC
Molecule: messenger RNA, 1463 nt
Organism: Suillus fuscotomentosus
Lineage: Eukaryota; Fungi; Basidiomycota; Agaricomycetes; Boletales; Suillaceae
Exons: 8
Coding region: 376-1281 (301 amino acids)
Molecular function (GO): acetylpyruvate hydrolase activity
Source: RefSeq, a predicted model, not a curated record